GACGACGCUAGGAGCUGUCCGUGGUGCUGAAAGCCUGAAGCACAGCCUCCCAGCGCAGAGAGAGCAGAGAGAGCAGCGUCAGCGGCUCUACAGUCCACAGGCUUCAGCCACUGGAGUCACACAUCUCCGUAGUCUGUAGACUGUAGUCGUGUUGGCGGACCGACACCAAGAGCCCAUCGUCUCUGUCAAUGAAUCCAUUCAGACAGCGGACCCGGGCUGGAGUCACCGAGAGCAGCGCUCGGUGUGUGUAGUCGGUGUUCGGCGGAGCUCUCCGUAUCUCAGUGCGCCAAGAGGAAAAGUGUUGAUCCCAAGGACGUUCGCUACCCAAAUCUCGAGAAGCGCAAAACAGAGGGGGGGAAACAUGAUGAAUGCUAUCAGAGAUUAUUUCCCUCUCCUGCUUGUUUUUGGGGCGGCGGUGACCGACACAGGCGCCAAAGCUGCGUCUGCCUCUGAGGACGUUCUAUCUCUGACCCCGGGGGGCCCUGCGGAGAGCGGGGCCAGGCUGUACCCCACCACCCAGGACACGGGCAGGAGGCCCCCCGUUGUCACCACUGCCCCACCUGUCAAUGUUCCCAACCACCACCCACUCUACAGGAAUCCCCGCCAGCGUCCUCACGGUCAGCCAAACUACUUUGAACACAGUGGGUUAUCCAGUUCUCAGCCCAACUUCCCCCCUCUAUUAUCCGGGACUCCCCUGGAUCCCGAUGAGAAAAGGGCUUCAGAUGAGAAUGCUGGAAGCGCCAACAUGCAGACGACCCUUGUAAAGCACGCAUCUGCAGCCACUUCUUACUCCAUCACCCCUGCUACAGUCACCAGUGUGGGUUUAAUAGAUCCAGAAGAUGCUGCAACCGUCCCCUCAGCUGCUGCUGCUGCUGCUGCUGCUGCUGCCAGGGAGGGAGAUGUAGAAAGGCCUGGUCAGCCUGGGCUGGAGCAGAAUGGAGAGGAAACUACCACUACCACUACCACCACCAUCACCACUACCAUCACCAUCACCACCCCUGUGCACAGUCCAGAUUCCUGCCAACUGAACCUGACUGGGCCAGAAGGAUACAUAGAGGCUCCACCACAGUCCAGCUCUGCUCUUCACUCCACCAUUGACUGCAGCUACAUCAUCACUGUCUAUAUGGGCUAUGGUGUUGAGGUCCAGGUGAUGAAUGUAAAUCUAUCUGAGGGAGACAAGGUGGUGUUUGAAGAUGUGGGCCACAUGGAGAACACCAUGCUGGCCAAUGAGUCCAUCCUGAUGAGAGGAUUGGUUGUACGCAGCCACAGCAAUCAGAUCUCCAUCCGCUUCCGCAGCUGGAGGUCUCAGGGUGGAUCAGUCCUGCUCAGGUACCAAGGUCGGAUCCUAGAAUUGCUCCUGAUGCAGUGGUAA
Messenger RNA from Etheostoma spectabile (orangethroat darter), 1372 nucleotides. RefSeq names its product seizure protein 6. The coding region runs from base 362 to 1372 and encodes 336 amino acids. The record is from RefSeq and is a predicted model, not a curated record. Lineage: Eukaryota; Metazoa; Chordata; Actinopteri; Perciformes; Percidae. The transcript is spliced from 5 exons.